CGAAAGAUAUUGUUACAAGUGACAACAAUUUGUCUUACUUCCGGUGUAAACCCCCGCCACAAUCUAAAAUGUGAAAAAUUAUUUUAUUGUUGAAAAUGUUUAUAAAAGACCUCAGAAAGGGCUUUUAUGACGAGAUCUUACAUCAGAGAGUGCUUGUUUUAGUUGCCUUUGAUAUUGAUGCUCUAUGUGCCUGUAAAAUACUUCAGUAUUUAUUCCAGUGUGACCAAAUCCUGUAUACAAUAGUUCCUGUAACAGGAAAAGAAGAAUUAGAGAAAGCUUAUGUAGAAAAUUCAGAAGGGGUUAAACAUGUGAUAUUUAUAAACUGUGGAGCAUCAGUAGAUGUUGUUGAGACUUUACAGCCAGAAGAGAGCGUUAGAUUUUAUAUAUGUGAUAGCCACAGACCAGUAGAUGUACACAAUGUAUUUAAUGCUGUACAAGUCAAGCUGUUAAUGAAGGAAGAAGAGUUUGAUGAGUUACCAGAUUAUGAUUCUUUAUUCAGAGAUGAUGAUUCAGACGAUGAUUCAGGAAAUGAUAGUGAUACCUCAGAAAGAUCAGGAAAAAGAAAAAGGUUUGAUGAUGAAGCUAUUGAAAAGAGACGAGAUAAAAGAAUCUGGGAUGAGAAUAGACAGAAGAUAUUAUUUGAAUAUAAUCAGUUCUCUACAUAUGGCACUUCUGCUUCUCUAAUAAUGUUUGAGUUGGCGUGGAAAAUGUCUAAAGAUACAAAUGAUUUAGUAUGGUUGGCUGUCGUAGGAGUAACAGAUCAAUAUAUACAUUUUAAAACUCCCAGGGAUAAAUAUAUUGAUGAUGCAAUGGCUCUAGAGUCACAUGUUGCUAGACAUAAUCACAGAGGUGAUGAUGAAGAUAAUAUCAUAUCUAUAAACUGUUUAAAAAUAGUGUUUGAUGAAGAAUUACAAUUAACAUUAUAUCGACAUUGGUCGUUGUUUGACAGUAUAUGUCAUUCGGUUAACUUGGCUUGUAAAUUCAAAGUUUGGACGUUAAAGGGACAGAAAAGAUUACAUGAAUUUUUAGCAGAAAUGGGAAUGCCAUUGAGUCAGUGUAAACAGAAAUUUUCCUCAAUGGAAUCGUCUUUACGACAUAACAUAAAACAGAUGAUUCAAGAUCACAUGACAAAAUAUGGUUUAACUAACCAGGAUGUUGUGAUACCAUCAUUUUCAGCCCAGUAUGGUUAUAAAAAUAAAUUAUGUGCAGCUGACUAUGUGUUGGCGUGUGUUGCUACACUAGAAAAUAUAGAUAAGAAUAAAAGUGCUACGGAUAACUUUUUGAGUGCAUUAGAUAUUUUACAAAGGGUAAAUGUAGCUUCUCUAGAGAAGGCAGUAGAAUUAGCCAAGAAACAGACACAAGCCAUAGUGACCCAGGUUCAGACAUUUCUUGACAUGCAUCAGGUUAUAUCAGCUGGGCCAUUCUUGUAUGCUUUUAUACAAGAGGGCACAAUGGAUGUCAAGUUCUUUGCCAAACCACAAUGUUUGAUGAGAUUAGCCAGGUUUACAUUAGAAGCUCACUGUUCUGUUAGUCGUAACAAGAGAGCUAGAAGUCUUCCACUGGUUUUAGGUGCUCCUUUAGACGGAGAACAGGGAACAACUCUAGUUAUAGGCAUCCCUCCACUUCAGCUGGAUGAAGAAAGGAAGAAUUUCUUUGGUAAAGCAUUUGAGCAGGCAGCUGUUAGUACCAAUUCUAGAACUUUGCAUGACAGUUUUGACAGUUACAUUAUGGAAAUGAAAACAGAAGACAGAAGCAAGUUUUUUGAUGCCUUAAUAAGUCUUCUUAAUUAAAUAGCAAUGUUGUAGUAUCGCCUUUAACAAAGUAUGAUCUUUAGACAUGUAAAGAUAUCUUAAUAUGUGUAUUCCAUGAUAAUAAUUAGAAUGGAGGAUAUUUAGAACUAUUUCUGCCUGGUUCUGUGAAGAUAAUAUUACAUGAUAUAGAUUUUGUGCGAUGAACAAGUUGAUUUAAUUUAUUACUGCUAAAGAUAUACAUAUCUAAAGUUUGUUAAAGCUAUGGUGUCAUUAAAGCAUAAAAUUACCAUGCAAAUAUUAAGAAUCAACUGUUUAUCCAAUUGUUUUACAACUGAAGAAAGUGUCAAAAAUGUCACUUUAAAAGGUUGUAUUUUUUUUGUGCUACAAUGUAUUUGAUUCAUUAUUCUUUGUGUCACUAAUAUAAUUUUUAAAAUAUUAUUUAGGCAGUCAAAACUUGAAUUUGAAUAUCUAUGAAAUGCAUAUUCAAUUUAUUUUAUUUGUAGGGAAUGCUUGUUUGAUCCUGGAUCUAUAGUAAAGAAGAGUAUAGCAUGUAUAGAUCCAAUUCCAAACAGGAAAUAUUUAUUUAUUAGAAGUACUAUAAAUAUUACAUUUAUUCUCGGAAAGGGUUGCAUAAGUAGCUAUUUACCUCGAAUAAAAGAGGAGUUAUAAGAAAUUUAACAAUUUUUUUUUCUUAUGGUGUUAAAAUGCAUUGAGAUGAGAGUAAUGUGUUGACUCUCCCAGUUUUUCUGGGGUUGUUUUCAAACAUACAAAUCCUAUUUUGGACCUUUAUUUGUAUUAUAGUAUGAUUUCUUUAUAACCAAUGAAUCCUCACUUUAAGUGCUAUCUGUUUUCUGUGUUUUGUAGGUUAUUGUUUGCCAUUUUUUCUUUCGACCAUUGCCUUAUUCUAUUUAUAUUUUCUUGGUUGACUUUCAACUUUUCAUAAAAAAUAUUUAAUGAAUGACUGUAAUAUUUUUGCUGUCUAUGAAGAAAUAACAUAUAAAAUUUAGUGCACACUGAAUAACAGGCAUAGCGGGUUAUUUAACAGUGUGCACCACAUUUUUUAUGUUAUUUCGAAUAGACAGCAACAAUAUUACAGUCAUUUCUUAUAAUUUAAUUCUAAAUUUCAUUUUAAACCGUAGAAAACGAUGAAAAUAAGUUGUUGACGUCACUGUCACAUGAAUACAUUAUGUCUAUGGCUGAUAACAAAAUAACAUCAGCCAAUCUGAAGACGCGUUACAUCUAAAAUUAAAAUAUAAGAAUUUAAAAAAACAAGGACCGUAGUCUUUACUCCUCAAUUUUAGUGAAAAAAUAUUACUUAGAAAUUAGCCUGUCUCUUUGAAUUGUGUUCAAGCUUAUUUAAAAAAUACAACCAAUAAUUUGUUGUGAAUUGUAAAUACAUUUGUUUUUAUGGAGGGUUUGGAUCAGGAGUAUUUCAUUUCUUUUUCUUUAAUUUAUUAAAAUGUUUUUCUUUAUUCUUAAUUUAUUUUGCCUGUUUUUCUCUAUAUCUUUAUAUGUCAGUACUCCAUUAUUAUAUUUUCUAAAUUUUUUGUCCCCAUUUAUCUCUAUUCUUUAUUUUCGUAUUCAUUUAUUCUGCAUUUAUUUACCAUCAUUCUCUAGUAUGUAACCUCCAUCCUCAUUAAGUAUUUAUGUUGUAAGUGAUUAUGCUUAAACAUGUAUCAUGUGACAUUAAAUGUUUUUAAUUGUAUAGAAUUAAUUGUACUAAUUUAUAUUAAAUUAUCAUAUCUGUA
Messenger RNA from Mytilus trossulus (common blue mussel), 3499 nucleotides. RefSeq names its product cell division control protein 45 homolog. The record is from RefSeq and is a predicted model, not a curated record. NCBI's taxonomy places the organism in Eukaryota, Metazoa, Mollusca, Bivalvia, Mytilida, Mytilidae. Gene Ontology annotation, cellular component: DNA replication preinitiation complex. Gene Ontology annotation, biological process: double-strand break repair via break-induced replication; mitotic DNA replication preinitiation complex assembly; DNA replication initiation. Gene Ontology annotation, molecular function: DNA replication origin binding; chromatin binding; single-stranded DNA binding. The coding region runs from base 96 to 1790 and encodes 564 amino acids. The transcript has 18 exons.